AUGCUUCCCACGAUUCGACGACUCCAGGUUCCAGUAAUUUUCGUAUGGAUACUCUACGGUGUAGCCCUUGUGCGAGGGUCAGUUCUGAGCGCUCCCGAGUCUCAGAAGCCUCUUGGGCAUAUCGAGAAGCCUCUCGAUGAAGCCAAACAACCUCAGACGAUCGCGGCACUACUUAACGCGCUGGACGUGUUGGAGCACAAAUACUAUGCGAUAUGGGAGGGCAUUUGGCCAACAUCGAUUGACUGGACAUCUGCGGUGAUAGGGACAUAUCUAUCCGCCUCUCUACACACCAUCUCAACAUCCUUCCCCUCGUUCCCCUCAUUCAAAACCGCCGACAACAUCCUGAACAGAUACUUUUCGCAGCUCUCCGCCUCGUACUUUGGCCAAGAUUCUUUCGCCUUGCGGCAGGAAGCGUACGAUGAUAUGUUGUGGGUAGUGCUGGGAUGGUUGGAAAGCAUCAAGUUCGUCAAGAGUCAUUCUGCGGCCCACUACAGCGAGAACGAGAUGCCCUGGUAUGGCGAGCAAUGGAUAUCUUCUUUUGCACACCGGGCGCGGAUCUUCUGGGACUUGGCCUCCCAAGGAUGGGAUGUCUCCCUCUGCAACGGUGGCAUGAUCUGGUCGCCAUAUCUGGUUCCGUAUAAGAACGCCAUCACGAACGAGCUCUGGAUCACGGCUUCAAUCUCCAUGUAUCUAUAUUUUCCCGGCGACGAGAAUAACUCGCCAUUUGGACUGGCCACCCCGACUGCAGAUAGCCCUGGAAUUGCACACGACCCGAAGUAUCUUGCGGCGGCCAUCGAGGCAUAUAAGUGGUUGAUUGAAAGCAACAUGACUGACAAGCAAGGCUUAUACGUUGAUGGGUAUCACAUCUCUGGGUGGUCAGGCAGUGAUUUAAUGAACGAUUCUAAAUCUAACACUAAAUGCGAUUCUCGUAAUGAGAUGGUGUAUACGUAUAAUCAGGGCGUACUGUUAUCGGGCCAACGUGGACUCUAUGAGGCAACUGGUGCUCGAUCGUAUCUCGAGGAGGGCCACAAGCUCGUUCAAGAUGUCAUUGCUGCUACAGGAUGGAGCUUGACGCGCAACGGUGUCCUCGCCGACGAUGUAACACCUGGUCGCAAGCUGGGGAACUGGCAUGGACUUGGUCGCUCUGGCAUCUUAGAAGAAGCGUGCGAUGCAGAGGCAUACUGCUCUCAAGAUAGUCAGACGUUCAAAGGCAUCUUCUUCCACCAUUUGACGCUGUUCUGCGCCCCGCUGCCGGAGCAUCUGGUCCUCCCCAGCGAGUUGUUUCUCAGCAAAGAUGCCAGAAACGAGCUGCCUGGGAAUCCACGCGAGGUGAAAAGGUGGCAUGACCAGAGCUGUGCGCAGUAUGGCCGCUGGAUCAAACACAACGCUCAAGCAGCGCUCUCGACGAUUGACGCAGAAGGUAAAUUCGGCAUGUGGUGGGGUGCCCCUCCACACACUGAGCACGACCCCGUUGCUGAAGUCGAGCUGCCUCAUGAUGCUAUAGAUUAUCGAAAUAUGGGCAUCCCUCAGCAGUGGAAUAACAAGGGAAGUGAGGAUAGGCGAGACACCCCCCCAAAGAACCGGGACUCUCAGCCUCCUCAUCAGGAUGGUAAGAUUAAAGCCACGGAUCUGAAUGAUAGAGGGAGAGGGAGGACCGUAGAGACUCAAGGCGGCGGCAUCAUGGUCUUGAGAGCCCUGUGGGAGCUGGUAGAUUCCAGAUGA
Messenger RNA from Drepanopeziza brunnea f. sp. 'multigermtubi' MB_m1, 1722 nucleotides. RefSeq lists its product as uncharacterized. Lineage: Eukaryota; Fungi; Ascomycota; Leotiomycetes; Helotiales; Drepanopezizaceae. Gene Ontology annotation, biological process: carbohydrate metabolic process. The record is from RefSeq and is a predicted model, not a curated record.